This is a messenger RNA of Bemisia tabaci, 3853 nucleotides long. RefSeq names its product M13 family metallopeptidase neprilysin 1 (gene Nep1). Gene Ontology annotation, molecular function: metalloendopeptidase activity. Gene Ontology annotation, biological process: protein processing. Lineage: Eukaryota; Metazoa; Arthropoda; Insecta; Hemiptera; Aleyrodidae. The record is from RefSeq and is a predicted model, not a curated record. Gene Ontology annotation, cellular component: plasma membrane.
ACUGUGGAGAGCAAGCGUGAGCAGGCGGGGACAUGGACAGGGACGGACAUUCACACGUCCGCAACGCAAACGCAACGGCGAGAAGCGCUCUCGUCGCUGGCUCCAAACUCAAGUUGAGAGAAGUUCACUUCACGCCAAGCAUCUCUGACACAGAGUUAGUCUACCCUAUCGCACUCACCCGGUACCACCUGUGAUCAUCGCUGGGACUACACCUACUCCUCCCCGUGUUGCUCAUCCCGCAAAUCAUCAGUGCAUCAGAAAUUCCCUCAUCCAAAUGGCGUCCGUGAUUAUCUUGACUAUAUUCGAUCCCAGGAUCUAUGAACAGUUAACAUUUAUCCAGUAUCUUGGCACAUUUUACGCUAUCGAUUCCAUUUUUUAAGGCUUAUUUUCUCGUUACAAUUUCGUAGUUCCAUCAUGAAAAGUACCUUUUGUUUUUUACUUCAAUCAUUUUGAAACAAGGGUUUUUAGUCAAAUCACUGUUGCCUGAUAAGCCGUGCUCUCAUCUGCUGUACUUCUUUGAAAUUCAGACGAGGGCAUUAAAUAUAAGUUUUCAAUUUUUGAAUUGAGUGAAUCGUUGUGUAACAUGGUUUUAAAUCCCGACUCUAGCCACCAAAACGUUUCCUGGGAACUAUAAUUACUUCAGAGAUAUCAUUUCACCCCGGACUUUCCGUAUUAGUAGUUUAAGAAAGUUCGAUUUCUCCGAUUAGUACUUUGUUCUUACUCGUUGCUUUUUCCCGUAUUUUAUUUUUUUUAAAAUUUUAAAAUCAUUGGCUCUUCAACCUGAAAUCCCUCGACUCUGAGCAUCUUUCGCAUGUAUACGUCUUUUUCAUUCGCAACUCAUCAACCACACCAACUUCAAUCAACCAGUCUAUGUUUACAAUGUUAUCAAACGGGGAUGGCAAGACGUAUCUCCUCUCUUCGUUACACGGACUGAGGAAAAGCAUUAUUCUCAAAACGAACUAAAAAUGCAUGUCUGAGGUAACUUUUAUGGCAAACCAAGAUUUCAGCCAUUUAAAUUCGUCGAAGGGGAUCGCAAAGAGCAAUAAUGGGUUGAGUUUUACGGUGGGUGCAGUUGUAGGACUGAAGGGAAGUAACACGAAUGUUUAUGGGCAGAGUAACUACAAUGGGUACAUGAUGAGCAAGUCGGAGAGGGAUGAGCACUCUACCUCCCUUAUAAAAUUACAAAAUGAAGAUCAAAUGUGUAUCCGGGAGAACCCGUUAUGCAACGUACCGACAGAGAAGGCAAUUCCUAUUUCUAUCUCAGCUUCAGGAACUGGAGCUUCCUGCAACAACCAGAAGCACAUGAACCAUAAACAACAGAGGCGGAAGAGUUCUGUGACGUCGAGUCAACAAUACGUCUGGUUAGAGCUGGACAAGACCAAGAAGUCCCUAGAAAAAUACUUCCUCGUUCUCUCGGCUGUCAUCAUUGGCACGGUUCUUGUUCUCUUAGCUGCAGUAUUUUUCGCCCAGGAUACUCUCUCUACAUCAAAUCAAAAGUUUAGUAGUAUAUGCUUGUCAUCUGAAUGUGUGAAAACAGCUUCACAUUUAAUAUCUGGAAUGGACCGAAGCGUAGAUCCUUGUUCGGAUUUUUUUCAGUUUGCCUGCGGGACGUGGAACAAACGACAUGUCAUACCCGAGGAUAAAAGUAGCAUCAGCACAUUCGAAGUUCUUGCCGAUCAACUUCAAGUUAUAUUGAAAGGUGUUCUUGAAGAGCCAAUAAAUAAUAAAGACAGCUCAGCAACUAUAAAAGCAAAGACAUUCUACAAAUCAUGCAUGAACGUCACUCAAAUUCGAAAGAUUGGCAAUGCUCCUGUGAAAAGACUUUUGGAAUCCCUGGGGGGUUGGCCUGUCACGACCUCCGAGUGGACGCCUCCCCCCUUCGCUGUGGAGUAUCUCUUUGGUCGACUCAAAGCAGAGUUCAACGAAGGAGUUCUCGUCGAACAAUGGGUUGGUCCCGACGACAAGAACUCUUCUAUGAACAUCCUCCAGCUAGACCAAAUAACUUUUGGAUUGCCAAGCCGAGAUUACUUCUUGAAGGAGAGUAGUAAAGCGGCACUGACGGCUUACCAUCGCUACAUGUCCGAAGUAGCCGUCUUACUCGGGGCCAACGUCUCAACUGUCUCAGCUGAACUCCUUGAAAUGCUCAACUUCGAAAUCAAUCUUGCAAACGUGUCUCUAGCGGAAGUUGAUCGUCAUGAUUCCAGUUCGCAGUACACGAAACUUACCGUCAGAGAAUUGCAGCAGCUCGUUCCGCAGCUCAACUGGUUGGAGCUCUUGUCUACGUUCUUGGAGGCAAGCAUCAAUGAAAACGAACUCGUGGUCAGCUACUCAAUGCCAUACUUCAUUGAAAUGGGGAAGCUAUUUAAAAGGACGGACAGACGGGUUCUGCACAAUUACGGAUUGUGGCGGUUGAUCAGCACAGUGGUUGUGCCACACAUGGUUGACGAAUACCAACAAAUAAGAACCGAGUACAAAAGAAUUCUGCUGGGCAUUCUGAGCGAGAGGAAUCGUUGGAGCCAAUGCGUCGAGUGGACAAACAAGAAACUGGGCCUUGCCGUGGGUGCUCUGUUUAUAAGGGAAAACUUCAAUCCAGAGGGCAAGGAGACUGCAGAAGAAAUGAUCAAGACAUUACGAGAAGCUUUUAAUGAGCUUCUGGCGGAGAAUCAUUGGAUGGAUGAUGAGACACGAACUGUUGCCAAAGAAAAGGCAGACAAUAUCAAUGAAAGGAUUGCUUAUCCACAAAUAUUAACUCAGCCUGAGGAGCUAAAUAAAGAAUACCAAAAUUUGAACGUGACGGAGGACAAUUUUUUGCUGAACAUUUUUAACGUGCUCCGUUUCGAUGCCCAUCAGAAUCAGCAACGCCUCCGGCGACCGGUGAAUAAGGACAAGUGGACAACCGAGCCAGCCGUCGUCAAUGCAUUUUACAAUCCCAACACCAACAACAUUGUAUUACCAGCGGGGAUUUUACAGCCGAUGUUCUACAACCAACACUCGCCAAAGUCCCUGAACUAUGGUGGAAUAGGGGUUGUCAUUGGCCACGAGAUCACACAUGGAUUUGAUGACAAAGGACGACAAUUUGACAAAGAUGGAAACAUGCAGGAGUGGUGGAACAAUGCAACAAUUAGAGCUUUCCGAGAGCAAACACAGUGUAUUAUUGAUCAGUACUCGCGGUAUAAGUUGGACGAGGUCGAUCUGUUCCUGAACGGAAGAAUGACUCAAGGAGAAAAUAUAGCUGACAACGGUGGAUUGAAACAGUCAUUCAGGGCUUAUCGGAAGUGGGUGAAAACUCAUGGGGAAGAAAAACUGUUACCCGGCCUGAAUAUGACCCAUGACCAGUUAUUUUUCCUCAACUAUGCGCAAAUCUGGUGUGGCACAAACCGGCCAGAGGAUGCUCUCACUAAGAUAAGGUCGUCUGUUCACUCACCUGGUCGUCUUCGAGUCCUCGGUCCACUUUCCAAUUCGGUUGACUUUGCUCGUGCCUACAAUUGCCCGCCUGGGUCCCCUAUGAACCCCACGUCCAAAUGUUCAGUCUGGUGAACCUUUACUUGGGGCCAUCAGGUCCUUAGCGUACACAAACGUAAAAACCAUGCAGUUGAUUAUUUGAACUUUAUUGAACUAUCGCCAAAAAGGGCCCCACUUUUUUUCGAUGUUACCUAUCGGAUAUUUUCCAACAGAAUUCUGUUAUCAUCGUGCAAUAUUAGUAAAAACACUCCUUUAAACCCUUAUAUCAUAAAACAACUGAAUUGGGAAACUGUUUAUCAACUCAAGAAUCUUCGCAAGUUUGGUCCAAUAGGAAUCAACUUAUCUGUAUCAGCUACUCCAAAAAUUAUCUAUCCAUCAAUGAUAAAAAUUA